AUGGCAAGCCCAGAAACAACUAAACCGUUAAAACUUGGCGGUGAAGGGUUGAGUGGACAGGAUGCGCCACCGAGUCUACUGCAAAAACCCAAACCCGGUUCAGAGGAAACACAUACUGCAAAACCGAACAAUGAGCUGGAAGGAGGGGCUCGAACUGACCCUCUGGAUAUUCCGUAUACAAUAUACACUCACUGGGAGAAGGUGGGUAUCGUCUUACUCGUUUCAUUCUUGGCCAUGAUCUCUCCUCUGUCCAGUACAGUCUUCCUCCCUGCCAUUACUUCCAUUGCCCGAGACUUGAACGUCUCUAUCUCCCUUUUGAACUUAACCAUAACAGCAUAUCUGAUCUUCCAAGGACUUGCACCAUCAGUUAUCGGAAACCUCUCAGAUUCAUACGGACGGAGACCAGCAUACAUGAUUUGCUGCAUCAUUUACCUUGGUGCCAACAUCGGUCUAGCAUUGCAGGAUAGCUACGCUGCCUUGCUUGUUCUGCGUUGCUUACAGAGCUGCGGGAGCAGUGCUACUAUUGCCCUUGCAAGUGGGACGGCUUCAGAUAUAAUCGUCCGAGCCGAACGUGGAAAAUAUUUAGGCUAUUCUGCCAUGGGAGUAACACUUGGUCCUGCUCUUGGCCCUGUUAUAGGUGGCCUACUCGAUGAGUAUCUCGGUUGGAGAUCCAUCUUCUGGUUUCUGACGAUUCUCUCUGGUGUGCUAUUUCUCAUCAUAUUUGUCUUUCUCCCAGAGACUUGCCGAAGUGUCGUCGGUAACGGGAGCAUCACCCCACCAUGGUGGAACAUGUCACUCGUCGGAUAUCUAAGGCAGCGUAACACUGGAUACACCGACGCGAUUGCCGAAAAGCCUCACCAAAAACGACCAAACCCGAUUGCAUCCCUCAAAAUCGUCUGUAACAAGGAAACCGGCAUCAUCCUUCUCUUUAGUUCUCUCAUGUAUGGCGGAUACUAUGUAGUCCUGGCUACACUCUCCACCCAACUAGCUUCCCGUUACCACUACUCAUCUGUUGUAGUGGGAUUGUGCUUUCUUCCUAUAGGGAUUGGAAGCAUGUGUUACCGGUACACGGGCGGCUUCCUGAUGGACUGGAACUUCCGUCGAUAUGCCAAGAGAGAGGGCAUAGAGCUUGUCAAGAACCGCCAACAAGACCUCAGGGUGCUACCUAUCGAAAGGAUGAGGAUAGAAAUAUCUUUACCAUUGGUAUACAUGGCGUGCGCUAUGAUUGUUGUUUAUGGAUGGAUCAUGGACCAGAAUCUGGGACUUGCUGGUAUCGAGGUCUCCUUAUUCUUUUUUGCUCUAUUCUUUUCUGGGGCGCUCAACAAUCUGAACACACUCAUUGUGGAUUUGAAUACUGGUUCUGCAGCCACGGCUGUGGCGGCGAAUAAUCUCGGCAGAUGCUUGGUUGGAGCAGGUGCGGCGGCUAUUGCAAAUCCCAUGAUCGAUGGUCUAGGCCUCGGGUGGACUUCAGUCCUUAUCUCCGGUCUGUGGCUCAUCAUAAGUGUUCUUCUUUGGGUAGUUAUGUCAAAAGGUCGAAAAUGGAGGAUAGAAAAGCAAAAGGGCUAA
This is a messenger RNA of Fusarium subglutinans, 1566 nucleotides long. RefSeq names its product dityrosine transporter. The transcript has 2 exons. Gene Ontology annotation, biological process: transmembrane transport. The record is from RefSeq and is a predicted model, not a curated record. NCBI's taxonomy places the organism in Eukaryota, Fungi, Ascomycota, Sordariomycetes, Hypocreales, Nectriaceae. Bases 1 to 1566 code for a protein of 521 amino acids. Gene Ontology annotation, molecular function: transmembrane transporter activity.